Molecule: messenger RNA, 2380 nt
Organism: Colletotrichum scovillei
Lineage: Eukaryota; Fungi; Ascomycota; Sordariomycetes; Glomerellales; Glomerellaceae
Product: transcription factor TFIIB
Exons: 1
Coding region: 817-1866 (349 amino acids)
Biological process (GO): transcription preinitiation complex assembly; transcription initiation at RNA polymerase II promoter
Cellular component (GO): nucleus; transcription preinitiation complex
Molecular function (GO): RNA polymerase II general transcription initiation factor activity; TBP-class protein binding
Source: RefSeq, a predicted model, not a curated record
CUCUCCCACUACAACCCACUUCACGUCACUCGCUCGCCGCACGAAAGAUCGUCGUCUGCAUUCGCCGCAACGAAAUCUCGAGAAAUCGUCGCAUCGACUUUUUUCCAGAGCAACUUUGCGACCGUCGUAUACGAGUCCUUCGAGCCGCGCGACACUGGUACAAUUGCGCCGUACCAUCUCCAGCCUUUGUUCGCCACUUCCAACGUCUCGGACGCCUUCACUGGUAGAAUCGGUCGGCUGGCAAACAAAGCCUUUCUCUCCCUCGUCUCCUCUCCUCCUUCCCCCGCAAAAUCGUCUUUCGCGACUUCCGUCAAAGGACAUUUUAUUUGGUGAGAGAGGAUAUUUCCUGCCGAAAGUCAGGAAGUCAUGGCUCACCUUUAUCUCUUGAAAUAGUUAGGGCAUCCCCGAGCGCUUUCGUCAUUCUCCCGCUGAACGCCCACCCCGUUCAUCAAGAAAACGCCGAUCAAGUAGCCUGAGGAUUCUCUAUCUAUAUACAUUCGCCUACUGCCUCGGCGUGGGAUCGAGACCUUACCUCGGUUCCGAAGCAGCUUCUAGCAUCGUCCUUUGAGACGAUCGUUUAUUGAGCGAAGUAGCCGUCGCCCAAAAAACACCGCCAAGCUGCAUUCACCGCUCUUCGUUCAGCUUCACACCGACCUUCUUUGGACAGCGCAAACCAGCCAACCGACAGAAGAAACCUACCAAGCAGUCGUCAAUAAGCGAAAAGAACUCCGGCGGAGAAGAAAGGAGCUCAGACGUCGUCGCAAAGUCUUCGACGAAAUCAACAACAUCUACACUGCCAAGCCGUACAAGCCCAAGAUGCUCGGCCCCAAUGGAGCCGCGACGGACGAGAAUGCCGAGGGCUUCAAGGAUGACCUCAACUGCGUCGUGAUGUGUCCCGACUGCAAGGAGUACCCUCCCAACUUAGUUGAGGAAUUCUCCUCUGGCGAUAUGGUGUGCGGUUCUUGCGGCCUCGUCGUGGGAGACAAGAUUAUCGACACCCGCUCCGAAUGGCGUACAUUUGCCAAUGACGACCAGGGCAACGAUGACCCCUCCCGUGUCGGCGACGCCGUCAACCCCCUGCUCAACGGCUCACAGCUUGAGACCACCAUCGCAUUCGGUGAUGGUAGAGACUCUAAGCAACUUGCCCGCCUUCAGAAUAAGUCCCAGAACGACAAGGCUAGCAAAUCUCUGAUGCAGGCGUACAAGGAGAUUGGUGCCUUCUGCGAUAGUAUCAACCUGGGCAAGAACGUCUCUGAUGCAGCCAAGCACAUCUUCAAGCUGACGUACGACCACAACUUCAUGAAAGGCAAGCCGCAGGAGGCUGUUAUCGCAGGCUGCAUUUUUAUCGCCUGUCGUCAGACUGGUGUCGGCCGUACCUUCCGUGAGAUCUUCCAGGUCACCCAUGUGUCCAAGAAGGAAAUCGGCAGGGUUUUCAAGCAGCUCGAGUCGUUCCUGCAGAAGAUCAAGGAGGAGAACCCGCGUGGUGCCGGCUCUCUUUCCAAUCUGGACGGAUACAAGGCCAGCGCAUCUACCAGUGCCGAGGACCUCUGCACUCGUUUCUGCUCCAACCUUAACUUCCGCAAUGCGCAGAAGAUUGAAAACGUCUCGCGCGCCCUCGCACGCAAGACGUCGAGCGUCUCUGAGUUGGCCGGUCGUUCGCCUCUGUCUGUCGCCGCCGCCUGUAUCUACAUGGCAUCUCACCUCAUGAAGGAAUCGCGAACCUCCAAGGAGAUUGCCUCGGUGGCAGGUGUCAGCGACGGCACCAUCAAGACAGCCUAUCGCUUCUUGUACCAGGCUCGCGAUAGACUCAUCGAGAAGGAGUGGGGUGCGGACAAGAAGGCAAUCGAUAAUCUUCCGGUUAACUAGAAGAUUUCUGGUCGCCCUUUCAACUGCCUAGGCACUGCUCAUCCCCAAGGCGAGGCAGGGGAAAUGAUCUCCAUCAAAGUCGAGGCGGAAGAUUUCGGAGAAGACGUGAAACGUUUGACUACCAAACAGGAGUAGGACAUCACGUCAAGACAGAUCUCUCGGAGCCUCGUGCAGCCGGCUGCAUUAUUUUGGUCGUUAGCAGCGACUGCAAAACACAAAAAUAUCCAUGGGCGUUUAGGGGUGGUUUCCCUGUGCCCGCCGUCUCAGUCCGUCGAUUGGUUCUAGUCACCUGGAAUGGUGCAACCUCGAAGCUCUUGGAAGAUUAGAGCUGGAGGGUCCGAUUGCCGGCGAGACAGAAUUGCUUUCUUGCUCGCUUGCGUGGAGAGGUUUGGGAUGGGGACUCUGGAAUUAUUAGGACUGGGGUGGCUUAAUUGCAUAAUCAUUGCGGAUAUUCCCAGAUUGCUGCUUGGUUUCUUUACUACCAAGAGGAUUCAUAGCAUAGACAGCACGAAUC